UGGGACGGGCGCGGCGGGCGGACAAAGCGGCGCCGGGACAGACGCACGGACGGACAGCGCGGACCGCGCACCGCACCGACCGCAGAAAUGACUACCGUUAAUGCAGGCAACGUUAACUUCAAAUGGGACCCAAAAAGUUUAGAGAUAAGAACGCUGGCAGUUGAAAGACUGCUGGAGCCUCUUGUUACUCAGGUUACAACACUGGUUAAUACCAGUAAUAAAGGACCUUCCAACAAAAAAAGAGGACGUUCAAAAAAGGCUCAUGUGUUGGCUGCAUCGGUUGAACAAGCAACAGAAAAUUUCUUGGAGAAAGGGGACAAAAUUGCAAAAGAGAGCCAGUUUCUUAAAGAGGAGCUAGUGGCAGCUGUGGAGGAUGUUCGCAAGCAGGGUGACUUGAUGAAGAGUGCAUCAGGAGAGUUUGCAGAUGAUCCCUGUUCUUCUGUGAAACGAGGGAAUAUGGUACGCGCAGCCCGUGCCCUCCUGUCUGCUGUUACCCGGCUGCUUAUUUUGGCUGAUAUGGCAGAUGUCUACAAACUGCUUGUUCAACUUAAAGUUGUGGAAGAAGGUAUCCUGAAAUUAAGAAAUGCUGGUACUGAACAAGAUUUAGGAAUACAAUACAAGACUCUCAAGCCAGAAGUGGAUAAACUUAAUAUAAUGGCAGCCAAAAGACAGCAGGAAUUGAAGGACGUGGGCCAUCGUGAUCAGAUGGCUGCAGCCAGAGGAAUUCUACAGAAAAAUAUUCCAAUACUUUAUACUGCUUCUCAGGCCUGUCUGCAGCAUCCUGAUGUAGCUGCUUACAAAGCUAACCGGGACUUGAUCUACAAACAGUUACAACAGGCAGUCACGGGCAUUUCAAACGCAGCCCAAGCUACAGCAUCUGAUGAUGGCACCCAACCACAGGGUGGAGGGGGAGAGCUAGCCUAUGCCCUCAACAACUUCGAUAAACAAAUUAUUGUGGAUCCUUUGAGCUUCAGUGAGGAACGUUUUCGUCCUUCCUUGGAAGAGCGUCUGGAGAGCAUAAUUAGCGGGGCAGCCUUAAUGGCCGAUUCAUCCUGUACGCGUGAUGACAGACGGGAACGUAUUGUUGCUGAGUGCAAUGCAGUGCGACAAGCUCUGCAGGAUCUACUUUCUGAAUAUAUGGGGAAUGCUGGUCGCAAAGAAAGAAGUGAUGCUCUGAAUUCUGCAAUAGACAAAAUGACUAAAAAGACGAGGGACUUGCGCAGACAGCUCCGCAAAGCUGUUAUGGAUCAUGUGUCAGACUCUUUUCUGGAAACAAAUGUUCCACUUCUCGUAUUGAUUGAAGCUGCCAAGAAUGGGAAUGAAAAAGAAGUUAAAGAAUAUGCACAGGUUUUCCGUGAACAUGCCAAUAAGUUGAUUGAGGUUGCCAAUUUGGCUUGUUCCAUCUCAAACAAUGAAGAAGGCGUGAAACUUGUUCGCAUGUCAGCAAGCCAGCUUGAAGCCCUCUGCCCUCAGGUUAUUAAUGCUGCAUUGGCUUUGGCUGCCAAACCACAAAGUAAACUAGCUCAAGAAAACAUGGAUCUCUUUAAAGAACAAUGGGAAAAGCAAGUCCGUGUGUUGACUGAUGCUGUCGAUGACAUCACUUCCAUUGAUGACUUCCUGGCUGUGUCGGAGAAUCAUAUUUUAGAAGAUGUAAACAAAUGUGUUAUUGCUCUCCAAGAAAAAGAUGUUGAUGGUUUAGACCGAACAGCUGGCGCAAUUCGUGGACGCGCAGCUAGAGUCAUUCAUGUUGUCACUUCUGAAAUGGAUAACUAUGAACCUGGAGUCUACACAGAAAAGGUGUUAGAAGCAACCAAGUUGCUGUCCAAUACAGUUAUGCCACGUUUUACUGAGCAAGUGGAAGCCGCUGUGGAAGCACUGAGUUCUGACCCUGCUCAGCCAAUGGAUGAAAAUGAAUUUAUUGAUGCUUCACGACUGGUGUAUGAUGGAAUUCGGGACAUCAGGAAAGCUGUACUGAUGAUCAGAACUCCUGAAGAAUUAGAUGAUUCUGACUUUGAGACUGAAGACUUUGAUGUCAGAAGCAGAACAAGUAUUCAGACUGAAGAUGAUCAGCUCAUUGCUGGGCAAAGUGCUAGAGCUAUCAUGGCUCAACUCCCUCAAGAACAAAAAGCUAAAAUCGCUGAGCAAGUUGCAAGCUUCCAGGAAGAAAAGAGUAAAUUAGAUGCUGAAGUAUCAAAAUGGGAUGACAGUGGAAAUGAUAUUAUUGUUCUAGCAAAACAGAUGUGUAUGAUCAUGAUGGAAAUGACAGACUUCACCAGGGGUAAAGGUCCACUAAAAAAUACUUCAGAUGUAAUUAGUGCAGCCAAGAAAAUUGCAGAGGCUGGAUCGAGGAUGGACAAGCUGGGACGUACGAUUGCUGACCACUGCCCAGAUUCUGCUUGCAAACAGGAUCUUCUAGCCUACCUACAGCGAAUUGCAUUAUACUGCCAUCAGCUGAAUAUUUGCAGCAAAGUUAAAGCAGAAGUUCAAAAUCUCGGAGGAGAACUGGUUGUCUCUGGGGUGGACAGCGCUAUGUCUUUGAUCCAAGCAGCCAAGAACCUGAUGAAUGCUGUGGUGCAAACUGUGAAGGCUUCCUACGUGGCAUCCACUAAAUACCAGAAGUCCCAAGGAAUGGCUUCUCUGAAUCUGCCUGCAGUGUCUUGGAAAAUGAAGGCUCCAGAGAAGAAACCUCUGGUCAAGAGAGAGAAACAGGAUGAAACGCAAACCAAAAUCAAAAGAGCAUCUCAGAAAAAGCAUGUGAAUCCAGUGCAGGCUCUCAGUGAAUUCAAAGCUAUGGAGAGUAUUUAAAGAGGAGGCUUUUCCUUUUGUUCCACUACUGCUAUUCCAGAACUUUACUUUUAAUAUUCUAAGGAUUUCAAAAGUUUACUAUUCAUUAAAAUGUAUUGACUUAAUAUAAUUUUGAUAACUGUGUUUAGAUUACAAGGGGAAAUUAGUCAAAUUUAUAAAUGCUAUCACUAUUACUUCAGCCUGCAGUUGUGUUAAUUUUAGGUUGCUUUUAGAUUUCAGGGGCAUUUUUCUAGCUAACUGUUAUUUUGUACGGCCCUACUUAAAUAAAAUGUUCUAUAACCAAAGAGAAUCUUACAGUAACACUAAUCAGUAGCUUUAUUAUUUGGAUCAUGUUACAUUUUACAAUGAUGAGAUUUUUGCCUUGUGAACAAGAGGAAAAAUAAACCUCAUCACUCAGAAGAAGAAUGAGAUAAAUUACAGUUCUGUAUAUUACACUAUAGUCAUUCUUGGGCUGGGUAGAGGUUAAGUUUUGUAUGUUAGUGACUGAGGGUAGUAGGUGCUAUCUGUGCUGCUUGGAGAAUAUAGAAAGACAUCUGGAAAAAUUGCAGCACACUUUCCUUACUUGGCUCAGUUAGUUUUUGUUUUCUUUUUCUUGUACUUGGAGUAGAGCUGCUCAAUGCAUUUGUUAUGUAUUACUGUUUUCCGAGACACUACUUCAGCUGUGGGUAGUUGAGCUCAUCACAGAAAGUAAUGAGUUAGACCCACACACAUUUUGUGUGUAGAGGAUCUUCUGGUUAUUUAGCAAUAGGCCUUUCGUGAAGAUUUUCAUGUAUGCCUCUGCAGGAAGAGAACCCAACAGAAAACCAGUAAAAUAUAAGGCAUCUUAAAGAAAACUGAUUACUUUUUUCAUGAGACAAGAUAAGAAUUUUAAUGCUUGGUUACAAAUUACUAAUGUACUUUGCCGCAGGACACUAAUAAAGUUGCUUUUACCA
Alligator mississippiensis (American alligator) is the source of this 3737-nucleotide messenger RNA. RefSeq names its product catenin alpha 1 (gene CTNNA1). The record is from RefSeq and is a predicted model, not a curated record. The transcript has 18 exons. Gene Ontology annotation, molecular function: structural molecule activity; cadherin binding; actin filament binding. Gene Ontology annotation, biological process: cell migration; cell-cell adhesion. NCBI's taxonomy places the organism in Eukaryota, Metazoa, Chordata, Crocodylia, Alligatoridae. Gene Ontology annotation, cellular component: adherens junction; catenin complex; actin cytoskeleton. The coding region runs from base 88 to 2805 and encodes 905 amino acids.